Aedes albopictus (Asian tiger mosquito) is the source of this 39743-nucleotide messenger RNA. RefSeq lists its product as uncharacterized. Gene Ontology annotation, molecular function: nucleic acid binding; zinc ion binding. Lineage: Eukaryota; Metazoa; Arthropoda; Insecta; Diptera; Culicidae. The record is from RefSeq and is a predicted model, not a curated record. The coding region runs from base 27698 to 30205 and encodes 835 amino acids. The transcript has 2 exons.
ACCCAGCAAAUAUGGGACUGAUAUGCGAUCAUAGGCAGUAUAGAGAUUACAAAACUUCCGAAUCUAUGAAAUUAUUUUUAACGAACAUUCUUUUAACUUUUUUUCAUUUUUCUUCCGGAUGCCUUUCGAAAAAAUGCAGGAAAUAAACAAACAACAACUGCCAUUUCAAAUUAAUAGUGAACUGUCGGAUGAAUUUUGACAGGUAAAUGAACCAAAACAACUUGUAUUUUCAUGGUCACUAAUAUUACAAGUGCUAAUAAUAUUAGUGGAAAAUCGAGCCUUUAUGCAACACAAAUUAUUAGCACUUGUAAUAUUAGUACUUGUAACUUGUAGCUUGUAGCUAAUAUAGCGCAUUUAGUUCACCACUGGACUAUCGCACUAGUUUUCACGAGUGCGAAAACGCUAAUAAAAGUGCGCGAUUGCAUCAAAUCAACUCGGUGUCUUCAGAGCACUUGUUCUCCAUAGAUUGAAGAAAUAGUGCGCCAAAGACAUCAACCUGAUGUGAUGCAAUCGCGCACUUUUAUUUACGUUUUCGCACUUAUGAAGUCGCAGUUCGCAGUCCAGUAGUGAACUAAAUGCGGUAUAUUAUUAGCCCGAUUAUGCUACAGGGCCUAGCAGUCCAUCCAGCAAAAUAUUUGUUGCUGAACUCUCGUUAUGACAGCUUGCUUUGCUGGUCGUUCAGCAUUUUAGUCCGAGCUGGAGCCUGGCCAAUUUUGUUGUUUUUUUUUUCUUUUCAAUAAAAGUAUUGAUCAGAAAUAUUAAUUCCAAGUUGAUUUUCGGUAGCCAGGCCAGCGGUGAGAUGCUAGGAAGGCCUUCUAUGGAUGUGGCGCAUUCCACUUGAAUUACAAUCCAGGGGAAAAUUUCAACUUUCUCGAAGAAACUUCCAUGUCCUCCUGCUUGCUUUGUGUUGGAGACAGAUGCGCGCGAAAUGUGCCCGUAAAAACAUUAAGUGUUUGACAACUUUUUUGCUGAUGUUUCAGCAAUUUUUAAUUAAGCUGGCUUUUCAGUUAUUGUUACUGAAUUUUCGGCAAACUAUAGUUUGCUGAUACCAUUUCAGCUAUUCAUUUUGCUGGACGAAAAAAUCGAAAAUUGGUGUGUAAUGAAUUGAGUUUGUUGUUUCGCGUUUUUUUAUGCUUGCUAAUGUUCAACUUCUCAGCAGGAACAAACUCAUUUUUUGUCAUAGAUACUAGGGUUCCAAUUAAAAAAAAAACAACUGAUCAAAAAGUAAUCUAAUGGAUUCCAAUUCGUAAAAACACGCUUCGCUAAGAGAUCCAAGACCUGAACUAGACUGCACUAUAGAUCUAUCGAUAAAAGUGGCCAUGACGACCAAAUGUUUCCUCAGAGGUAUUUAAAGGCCUAUAGGAUGAUUUUAUAAAGCAAUAUCUUAGUCAUUGCCGACAACAUGAUUGGAAUUGCAGAAUAGCAGCUAGUAGCAGCCAAAUUUGAUUUCAAUGCUUCCCAGGGAUCCUAAACUAAGACUUAGAAAUAGUCCCGAAGCGAAACUCAGCGAAACUUUUUUGUAUGGGACGGUUUGUAUGGGAAAAUUUUAAAUUUUUUGAUGUGGCAUCAUAUAUAUAAAAGCCCAGAGUUGUCUGUCCUUCCGUCACGCUUUGAAAUGUUUCAUUGAAAUUUUUCACCAUAGUUGGAUCGCUUUAGAAAUAAUAAAAAGAACUUUUUUGGAAUGAUCUGAAACAUCAAUAUUCUGAAAAUUCCAAGAACUUUCUGGAAGCUACUGAAAGCUCCAGAAGAAAAGCAGAAGAAGGUUCUGGAAUUUUCCGGAGUAUUGAAUUGAGACCUUCUAGAAGUUUCUGGACGCUCCAGAAAGAGAUGCAAUAAUAUGAAACUUCUUCUUCUUCUUCUUGGCAUAACGUCCAUGUCUUGGCUUCUUAGCUUGGGCCAAUUUUGUGGAAAUUACUGAAAGUUUCAGAAAAAAAAGAAGAACGUUCUGGAAUGUUCUGAAUUAUCAAACUACUUUAAUUUUCGAGAACUUUCCGGUAGUCUCUGGAAGUUCUCUUACCCUAGGAUCUCUUACCCUCAGCAUAAUUUUGCUUAAUACCCACGAGUUUAUUGCUCGGCUGUAUGCGCUACGAGCAUUAAUUCACGGUGACUGAAAUGAAAUGAAAAAUUCGCAGUUCCUGAGAAGCUUCUAGAAGUUUCUCACCAUUUCAGAGAUUAGAACCCUAUAACAGUUAAAGGUGUGUACUUGGAAGUAUACUUUCUGGCGUUUUUCAUUUCUGAAUGCAUACAUGAUAGUAUACCUUCUGGCGCUUCUGAUGAGUCCAUUGCUGAGUGAAAUGUUUCGCAUAUUUACAAUGGCUUCUGAGGAAACUUCUGGAAAUUGUUAUUCCAGAAUGCUCAAGAAUCUCCUUGAGGGAUGACCAUUUUCUAAAUUUAAAUUAAGGAGAUCAAAAACGGCAUAUGAAUCCAGGUGUUGUCUAUCUGUCCUCCCAUCAUGCUUAGCAAAGUUUGACUGAGAUAUUUUACGUAUAUUUCAGUGAGGCCAGCAUGAUAUGAUCUGAGUGUUCGGGAUUGAAGUCAAAUCGAAGUCGAAGAAUUGAAUUCGAAGAAACUCCUUUUCUAUCAGAACAUCAAUGUUAUUCGAGAGGUUUCUGUUUCAAAUAUGAAGACAUUUUUCUAACUUUCCUGGGUAAAAAGGAAGAAGCAGAAGAGAAGAACAGUAUUCUAGAACGAGAAGAAGAUAAAGAUACGCAUGUUUUUGGAAUAUUCUAGAACAUUCUCUGAUGCAGGAAAUGCUAAAAAUGAUCGUGAAUUUUCGAUAAAUAAUGGAAUAUUUAGAAGCUUUCUGUUUCUAAUUCUAAAAAAUUAGGAACAUUCCUGUGAGAAUCGGGAGAUGAAAUCGAAGAUUCAUGAACAUUCUAUAACAUUCUUCGUAGGAAUCAAACCAAUAACAUACAUGUUCAAGUAUUUUUCACAAAUAAUAGCAUAUUUAAAAACUUUCUGUUUAGAAUUCGGAGAAGUUUUUGGAGCCUUACAUCGCAAAGAGAUUAAGAAGAAGGAAAUUCUAGAACACUGGUUUCUGAAUUAAGUUGUAGAUAAGCAAAAAAUGCAUACCAACAUUUUUAAGCCAUCGUCAUAAUUCUCGGCAUUGUGAAAACGUGGCUAGCCACGUCGGGUCAGCUAGUCAUUUAAUAGUUUUACAAUCAACAUUUCUACGUCUGAUACGUCAUUCGAAAGGUUUACAAGCGAGCUUUUAGAAACUACUUUAAAAGUUUGACAUUUUUCAUUUAGGCCGAAGAUAUGCAAAGUUGAACAUUCCAUUAAUUUUACCAAAAAUUGGCAAUGGUCUCAUUCUGCUGCCAAUAUCUCGAUAAGUAUAGAAAUUAGCAAACUAAUAUUCUAGGGUUUACUGGUCCAAGUGGUCUAUUUCCAACUACCGAACCUUAAUCUCAUAUUGAAUAAAGUCAAUUUUUGAUUUUUGGCCACCUGAAUCCCCUUAGUGCGACGGCGGGACCACGAACGGUGGAUGACGGACGCUGAACGACGACUGGAUGCUGGCCGCGAUUUGCCUCUCGUCCUACUAACGUGCACCCGAUUCGCAAUUGCCAAAGCUCUAAAAAGAACUUGAUAACUCCUGAAUAACUCAAGCAAGCGCAAGCGGGUGGCAGCGUCACACGAGACAAGGCAGUAGCUGCAGCAGAUACGGCUCCGGCGGAGAACAGCAGACGGAUCACAACGGUGACCAAACAGCGACCGUGGAAUACUCCGGAACCAGCUUCGCCUUCGGAUUGGCAAUGAAACACUGUUUCUAUUCUUCCUCUCGAUAUAUUCACUUUAAAUUACAAAAAAGACUGAUCGCUCUCGCUCGUUACUGAGCUACUUUUAUAUCAUUGCACAAAAAAAAUGUGUUGGGUCAGGCUGCCCGUUGCUCCCGCCGACGGCUCGGCUCGAAAAGUGACGCUCGAUGUACGGCAGCAACAGAAGCCCUUUUUUGAUUAGUCGGUUCGCUGAUUGGUUGAUGAUGGUUCGCUAACACAGUGAUGCCAUUCGCACGGUCGUUACAGCGAACACGAGCUAUGUUCUAUUAGUUUUAGUACUACCGUAUUACCCCGCUUAUUCGACAACGAUUGGUGUCGAAUUACCAGGGUAAGCUUUUAAUUCGACACGCUUUUAAUUCUUUCUACGAUUGUUGCCUUCCGUAGUCCAUUACAGUAGAUCUCCAGGCGGUUUGGGUGUCGAAAAGCAUCAACUCAGAACUUCCGGAAGUAACGGCUGCAAGAGGAGCUGGUGCGGGUACGAGUAUAAGCGCAAAAGGUAUCGGAUUAUUUCGCAUUUACAGCGUACAUCGCUCUGAAAUUUGAACAUUUUGUAAUUCGACAAGUGUCUCCUGUUAGCCUAGUGGUUAAGGCUGUGGAUCGCCAAUCCGGAGACGGCGGGCUCAAUUCGCGUUCCGGUUGGGAAAAUUUUCUCGACACCCUGGGCAUAGCAUACAAGUACAAUGUCUCACAAUAUGCAAAUUCAUGCAAUGUCAGGCAAAGAAAGCCCUACAAUGAAUAACUGUGGAAGUGCUCUAAGAACACUAAGUUGAAGCGAUGCAGGCCAAGUCCCAGUGCACUAAGGGGAUUCAGGUGGAAAAAAAAAAUCAAAAAUUGACUUUAUUGAAUAUGAGAUUAAGGUUCGGUAAUUGGAAGUAGACCACUUGGAUCAGUAAACCCUAGAAUAUUAGUUUGCUAAUUUCUAUACUUAUCGAGAUACAGAAUGAGACCAUUGCCAAUUUUUGGUAAAAUUAAUGGAAUGUUCAACUUUGCAUAUCUUCGGCCUAAAUGAAAAAUGUCAAACUUUUAAAGUAGUUUCUAAAAGCUCGCUUGUAAACCUUUCGAAUGACGUAUCAGACGUAGAAAUGUUGAUUGUUAAACUAUUAAAUGAUGCCACAUCAAAAAAUUUAAAAUUUUCCCAUACAAACCGUUCCAUACAAAAAAAGUUUCGCUGAGUUUCGCUUCGGGACUAUUUCUAAGUCUUAGUUUAGGAUCCCUAGGAAGCAUUGAAAUCAAAUUUGGCUGCUACUAGCUGCUAUUCUGCAAUUCCAAUCAUGUUGUCGGCAAUGAUUGAGAUAUUGCUUUAUAAAAUCAUCCUAUUGGCCUUUAAAUACCUCUGAGGAAACAUUUGGUCGUCAUGGCCACUUUUAUCGGUAGAUCUAUAGUGCAGUCUAGUUCAGGUCUUGGAUCUCUUAGCGAAGCGUGUUUUUACGAAUUGGAAUCCAUUUUGUAAAAAGGAACAGAAAUCCUGAAACGCCUAAAAGUAUGCAAUGUCCUUGCAAUUUCAUGCUAUUUGAAACUGUCGUGUUGAAACAACCUGUUCAACAUGUUUUUCAUAUUUUUCAGGCAUAAACCCUACGAAUAGGAGCAAGACAUAAUAUAAAAAUGACGCGAAAAUAUGUUUGGCCACCUGUUUGUAUGGAGCCACCCCAUAGUGCGUCGUGGUCGUCCAGUCCGUUUUUCUUUGCCACUACCUGUGGCGUCAUGCAGAAGCCAGUUUCUGCUGCGCAAGCGGACCGCAGCCAGCGUCGUGUGCCGUCCAUCUUGAUUCCCUCCAACCCACGCGGUUGAGAUGGUGGCUAGUGCCAUCAUUUUGGUCCUUCAACCCCGGAUGAGACGAAGAGAAGCCGAAUCAGUGAAGUGAUAUAGUGAAAACGAACAUUGACUUUGGAAGAAGAAAAAAACUACAGUGCUAUCGAAGAAAAAUGAACAAAAGUGCCAACAACGAGGACAUGAAGUGAAGUGCUAUCGAAAAAGAAAGAAGAAGACAAAAAUAACCGUUUAUGAUGUCGCCGGUUGAUCGAACACCAAGCAAAACGAAAAUGGAUGAAGUGAAAACGCUUAUUCACCAGCGCGGCCAGGUGAAGGGGAAGGUGACAUCUAGUAAUCCUACAUUAUAGAGAUCUGCGGAGGCGGCCAUUGUGAGCCAAUCGUGCAGAGAGAACUGUCAAAGUGUGAGCCAAAUGAACAUGCUUAUCGUUCGUAGGAAGGCGUCGUUUGAAUGGUAUUGCAAUCGGAACUAAAUAAAUAAAAAUUAUUUAUUUUUAAUAUCGAGAAAUUGGCGGCAUAUGUAUGUUUAGUAAAAAGAUAAAAAUUUAUUAAUUCUGCUUUCAAAAGCUCAUGCUUAUGACGACACUUUUGUUGCUGAACUUGUCGAAAAAACUUCCAUUGCUGCUUCUUGCUUCACUUCUGCCGAUAUGAUAAGCGUAACACUUUUGCAUUGAAUUUCAGAUUUCUUCGAUUGCUCCGCUAUUUCAACAAAAAAUUGAAAAAAAAAUUCUACCAUAAUUAGAAAAUGUAAACAAAACAACUUGCACCACAACGAAGUCACGCAAAAAGUUUGAACAUCUAGCUUUGUGGUAAGUGUUGGAAGCUGUUGUAAACAAAACAAACAGCGUUGCCGAAUCGACGUAUGCAACUUCCGCUCAUCUCUAUGUAGAGGAUUUCUAGUGACAUCGAUCUUCAACGCCCUUGAGAAAGCCGAAGAUGACAAACAGGUGAGUCUCCCGUUACUCAAAGUUUACACCAAAAAGCUAGACGCUCACUUCCUCGAGUAUACUGCUCUGCACAAGGAAAUUUUGGGUUUGAUUCCCGAAAAUAAAGUUGAGCAACAAGAUGCUAAAUUGGACGAAUUUGACAAGCUUCAUACGGAGUGUAUGAUGCGUUGUCGGGCGUUGUUCGGAUUCCGAUGCAAUCAAAUUGCACCAUUUGGAAAAAUCUCUUGUUGGCUCUGCUGACAACGUCAUUGACUCGAGAACAUCAGCCGACAACAACUAUGCCCAUGCGUGGGAUAUACUCGAAGAGCGAUAUGAAAACCCCAGGGUCAUUGUGGACAUACAUAUUGGGGGGCUACUAUCGUUGAAAAAGAUGUGCAAAGAAUCUCACAAAGAGCUUAGGGAACUAGUUGGCACUUGUACCCGACACAUCGAAGGUUUGAAAUUCAUGGAGCAAUCGACCGACGGUACAGCCGGCCUGAUUGUGAAUAAAAUUUUGAUAUCUUGUCUCGAUCCAAACACUCGCAAGUUGUGAGAGCGAACUCUUGCCCAUAGAGAACUACCAGAUCUCGACGAUACUCUCAAAUUUCUGAAGGAACAAUGCCAAGUUCUUGAAAGGUGUGAAACUGAUCUUCCCGUUCCCUCGAAACAAGUACCAGCUAAAUCUGUGCAAUCCUCUACCAAGUGUCAAGGUGCACACCACUACACCAGAAACCACAUCCGUCUCUUGUUAGUUCUGCUCGAAAUCGCAUUUCAAUUAUCAGUGUCAGGAGUUCAGAAAACUGUCGAUUGUCGAUCGCGUAAGCAGGGUCCGUGAAGCCAAUCUUUGCUUCAACUGUCUGCGUCACGGGCAUCGGUCGAUCAAUUGUUCUUCGAAGAAAUCGUGUGCAAAGUGCAACAAGCAUCAUCAUUCUCUCCUCCAUGACGAUGGCUCUAAAUCUGAAAGCAACGUAAACGCAGAGUCUCCACAGGAUCGUCCCGCGGUAACACAGAAUGCGGUGCCGGUUUCGACACAACCAUCCAGUGAUGUUGUUCAGUCUGCCACUGUUUCCUCGUCGUGCUCGCUCUCCAAUCCAGCCGUAUUGCCGAAUGUUUUGCUUCUGACGGCAAAGGUGAAUCUCCUCGAUUGUCAUGGUCAGUUUGUGCCGUGUCGUGCUUUCCUGGAUUGCGGUGCGCAAGUCAACCUUUUGUCAGCAUCCAUGUAUGAGAGACUGGGUAUUCCAGGAAAGUCUGUGCAUGUCAAUCUUUUCGGUGUCAGUGACACACAAAGCAAAUCCAACCGUUUCGUUACAGUCAGUAUGCAUUCGAUGUACAGUGAUUUCCGUCUCAAUCUCAAUUUCCUGGUUACAUCAAAGAUCACCGGUCCUCUACCAAGCAGAUCUGUUGAUGUGUCUGAUUUGAGUAUUCAUUGUGGUUUACAACUGGCUGAUCCUGAAUUCCACCGCCCUUCUGAGGUUUGAUCUCCUCAUUGGAAAUCAACACUUCUUCAGCUUGCUGAAAACGGGUAGCGUAGCGAUUGCCGACGGUAGGCCGGAGUUACGGUUGGGUUACAUCUGGUGAAGUCGUUGCAAAUUCAGAUGCGGUCGUCGAUUGUCAGCAGGUUAAUUCAGUUUCGCUUGUUUCGCUUGACAGAAGCAUUAGACAGUUUUGGGAAGUCGAGGAGGUCGAAGUGAGGGUCGCUCGCUCUGAGCAAGAAGAGCAAUGUGAGGAGUCCUUUUGUCAGAACCAUCGUCGUGACAACAGUGGAAGAUACAUAGUCAAAAUGCCCAUGAAAGAGAACUUCGGUCAGCUGUCGAGCAAUCGAUCGUUGGCUCUCCGCCGGUUCCAUUUCCUGGAAAGGCGGCCAAACAAGGAUCCCGAUCUCCGCCUCCAGUAUUCAAACUUCAUUCGUGAGUAUGAAUCGCUGGGGCAUUGUAAGGAAGUGUUCGAGAUUGAUGAUGCACCUAAUAUGCUGAAGUAUUACAUGCCCCACCACGCCGUGCUCAGACCCGAUAGCUCGAGCACAAAACUACGAGUCAUCUUCGAUGCAUCGGCUAAGGAUUCCUCAUGUGUUUCACUCAAUGACGUGUUGCAAGUAGAUCCUACAGUUCAAAGCGACUUGAUCAGCAUUUUGUUAAGGUUUCGAAAAUAUCGUUUCGUCCUGACAGCGGACAUACAAAAGAUGUAUCGACAGGUUGUGGUCGAUCCGAGCCAAACUUCACUUCAACGAAUGUUUUGGCGCGAAACCCCUUCCGAAAGGCUAAGGGUUUUGGAAUUGUCUACUGUAACCUACGGAACAGCUACAGCUCAUUUCUUAGCGACGCGAUCCUUGGUUCAGCUGAUGAUGUAUUGACAGGAGCUGACUCCGUCGAAGAGGCUCAAGAAAUUCACCAACAAACAAAGGAGAUGUUAGAAUUAGGUGGAUUUCCCGUACAUAAAUGGUGUACAUACUAACCAUGAACCAAUCCUCCAAGAUGUUCCACUUCCUGAAAGAGAGACAUUUAUCCAGCUCGAUCAACUGUCAGCCAAUGAAGUAAUCAAGACACUGGGUCUUGUGUGGGACCCCCGUAACGACGAGUUCCUCUUCACGGUGAAUUCUGUGUCGAACCAAGUUCUACCAGUGACUAAGAGGACUAUGUUCUCAAAUAUCGCGAAACUAUUCGACCCGCUUGGGUUUCUGUCACCCGUUGUUGUGUUAGCAAAAAGGUUGAUUCAAGAUGCGUGGACUGCCGGGAUCAAAUGGGAUGACCCUUUGGAAGGUGUCCUACUAGAGUCUUGGUUAAAGUUCAGCAGUUCUCUCAUCGAUAUCAAUAAAGUCCGAAUUGCUCGUGCAGUAACUCUCCCCGAUCAUGUGGUUCUGGAGUUACAUGGCUUUUCGAUGCUUCCAAGAUGGCAUUUGGAGCUUGCAUUUAUGUGCGAAGCAUUCCGUAGCAGUUAAUCUUCUGUGCAGCAAAUCCAAAAUUGCCCCUGUGAAGGAGAUGACGAUACCGCGUGAAGAGCUUUGCGCUGCGGUGCUGCUCUCAAGACUGACUCUCAAAACCGUAUCCCCGUUGCAGGCUAGUUUCCGCACAGUUCAGCUCUGGACUGAUAGACAAAUUGUGCUCCAUUGGUUAAAAAAAUCUCCCUCUGAACUAAGAUCGUGCAGGAAAACUCUCACACGAACUGGAGCUACGUGCGUUCUAAGGAGAAUCCUGCCGACGUAAUUUCACGCGGCCAAAUGCCCAGCAUUCUUAACACCAAUGACAUGUGGUGGAACGGCCCUCCAUUCCUACGCUGUACUGACUUCCGUGUUCAAACUGUCGAGGACAUUCCUGAUUCCGAUCUCCCUGAUCUGAGGCCCGCAAACACAACCGUAAUGUCAGUUCUCAACAAUGACAAAUUGCCGUUGUUUACGAGGUUCGAGAGAGAUUUCUCCAGAAGUUCUUCUGUAGAUUCCUUUAGGAAUUCCUACAGGCAUCCUCCAGGAUAUCCUCCAGGGAUCCCUCCAAAACUUCUAACAAGAUUUUUUUUUCAGAGAUUCCUCCAAGAAACCUUCCAGGGUUUCCUCAAUGCAUUCCUUCAGGGCUUACUCCGGAGCAGCGAUGCCAGAUGAUUUUCUGUGUCACUCAUUCAAAAAUCUGUAUCCCAUACAAAAUUUUGGUGAAAAAUCUGUAUCCUAUACAAAUAAAAAAUCUGUAUUCCAUAUAAACGGAAUCUGUACUGAAGCUCAAAAAUCUGUAUAAUACAGAUAAAUCUGUAUAUAUGGUGUUACGCCGGGAUAGAAAGGGUGCGAUAGGUGAACGUGACCUUCAUGAUGUGCGAUGACAAGCAGUCUGUCAAUGACUGCCUAAACCGAGAGCGCAGACAUGUUAGAUGUGUAUAACUAAAAUUAUUGAAGUGAAUUGAAUACGAGAGAAUUUGUUGACUAGAUAUUCUAACUUAUUAGGCUGAAAAUAGAAGGUAGUACGUUAGUUCUUAGUAUAUAUUCACAUUUAAUUAAAUAUUUACUGCAGGCGUAUAAUUGUUGCUGGGAAAGCGACGCUAAAAUCCUCGGUUAACGAUAGCGAACGAGUUGAUAUUUACCGGUAUAUAUUGUAGGGAGAUUGGAUUGUUCGGAGGCUGGAUUGUGUAAUUGGAAGACUAAGUUUGUAAGUUAUGAAAAUGAAUUAUGUAUUAUGCCGCAAUUUGAAUUCAAUAUAUUUUUAGUUUUGAGUGUGUCGACCAACAAUACUCCAAGAACAGGUUUUCGAUAUGCUGCCCCGAACCAAAUAUACUAUAUUAACAAUAUAGGUCACUCUAACGAUUUUUUGGCGACACCUUUUUAGUGAAUGUGGCGCCACCAAGCGUCAGAAGAGGUACUACUACACACUAAAUGCAUGCGCUAUCCGAAUGACGUUUAUUCUGUCGAACUGUCAUUGUAUGGUGGGGAUGCCCAUUUCUUCUGAAAUAAUCGAUUAAACAUUAAUCGAUUUUUUUUCAACUACUCAAAUUAGAACAAAUUUUAUUCUCUCUUCUUGAACAACUUCUGGCGUGUAUUAUCGUCGCAGCACCAAAUCGAAGUCGCGACUCGUGCGACAUGCGAAGUUGCAGAUGAGAAGUAAAUUUGAACCGAUAAACGUUCAUAACAGACAAAAACACAGACGACCCAAAUCGAGCUUUCCGCUCGGCUUUCCGUUAGCGAGUUAUGAACGCUAUUUUCUCCGGAAAUUACACAAGAAUUUCCUUGUGGGAUCCCUUUAAGAAUGCACCCUGGAUUUUUUUUUCCUUGUUUUUUUUUUCUCUAAGAUUCCUCCUGAAGCUCUUGGGGGAUUCCUCCAAGAUUCCUCCCAGAAAUUAUUCUGGAAUUAUUUUAGGAACUCUUUUCGGGAUUGCUCAGGGAAAGCGUUGCAGCGUUCCUCCUUUAUCCCCCAACACUUUUUUUAUCUGGGAUUACAUAUCUCCAUGAAUAAAACGCAAUCAGUGAAGUACUAGAUUUGUAGUAUAAUUAUUUGUAUAAUGAGAAAGUUUUUUUUAUCUGUAUUAACGAGAUUUUUAGCCCUAGGCUAGUUCAUCUCGGGGAUAAUGAGAAAGUAAAUUCUCCGUUACUGCAAUAAAAUGGUAACUGCAAUAAUGGUAACAAAAAAGCAAGGGUUUUAUGACUGCUUGUGUGAUUUGAUGGUGUUUGAGCAAAACUUUGGGUAACUGUGUUGUUGUAUUCUCAUUUAAUGCAACUUCAACAACAUAUUUUCCUAAAGUUUUGCUCAAGCAGCAUUAAACUUGGCAUUAAACUAGGCUAAGAAUCAUAAUACCCAUGAGUUUGCACCGUUUCAAUGCAGAAACGGAGAGUUUAGCAUCUCACCAUACAAAAAAAAAACAACUCAUUACUACAAAUCUAGUAUUCACAUAUUUCUUCUGUGAAUCCCGGAAAAAAAAAUACUUCUGAAGACAUUUAAAAUUAAUGGAAAUCUCGGAAGGAAUCACAAAAAUAAUUUCUGGAAUAUUUUUGAUACUUCAAAGAGGUUCCCUCUGAAGGAAUCCUGGAAAGAUCGCUCGAAAAAUAUCAAUUAAAUUGUUCAUAUAAAAUCGCCCUGGAGAUUUACAAAGUCACUUCGGAAAUCUCUCCGAAAUUUCAAAAGAAAUUCCUUGAAAAAUCCCAGAAGACUCGGUGGAAAUCCUUAAAAGACGAAGUGAAUUCCAGAAGGAACUUUUGGAGGAAUACUGAUAGAAAUCCCGGUUGAAAUUCCCAGGAGGAAUUUUUGAAGGAAUUCUUGGAUAAAUCCAAACGUUCUUGGAAAAUUUUGUAGGAAUUCCAGAAGGAACUUCGGGGGGUAUUCGUAGAAAAAAACUCUUGAGGGAAUUGUUGAAGGAGCUGAGCUUCUGCAGGAAUCCAAGAAAAACUUCAAGAAACUCCUAUUAGGAAAUCCUAUAAGGAACUUCUUGACGAAUCCUAGAAGAGAAUUCUUGAGGAUUCCUAGAAUUGAUUCUUGAAGGAACAUCAGAAGAAAUUGCUGGAGUAAUUUCAGUAGGAACUCCUGGGGGUUCCUCGAAGGAAGCUCUGGAGAAAUUUAAGAAAAAAAAAACUUUGAAUCAAUCUCUGAAGACACUCAUGGAGGAAUUUCAAAAAGAGCUCCUGAAUGAAUCACAGAAAAAAAAACUAGAAGGAAACCAAGGGGAAUGACAUAUCCUUUUCUAAUCGGAAAAUCCGCAUAUAUUCGUUCCUAACCGUCGCUAACCGCUGCUAACUGAGCCGCAGGUGCAGUUAGACGCGAUUAACGACGGUUAGCAAUGGAUUUUUCCAGUUAGCAAAGGAAAAGAGAAAACUGAGAAGGAACUUCCGUUGGAAAAUCAGAAGGAAUUCAGAAAGGAAAGGAAUCUGAAGGAAUGCCUGACUAAAUUUAUGGAGGAUUAUCACUCUGCAGCAGGCGAAUUUGCUAGAAUAUUUUUACUAACUGAAGUUCACCCAGAAGCCCAUGACUGUAUAUUUAAAUAUAAUGAGCUUUGCAAGGAUUUCGCGACGAUCGUGUAAAUGUUCAAUCUAUGGCAGCACAAUGUUCACACAUCCAACAACAAAGGAUUAGUCCGGAAUGAAACAACCAGUAUUCGAAUAAACUCACAGUUCACAUCGGAAGAACAACGUAAUUAACACUUAUGUGGCCGGCAGGGUACCCGGGUACCUUUUUCAAUUUCAAAUCUCGACAUUUUAAUGGUUGUUGAGACUAGGAUGUUGGAACUUUGUUAGAUCUUAGAACUCGUGAAUAUACAUAUAUUAAUGGGGUUGACCGAAUUUUAAAGUAAGGAGGGGCAGGGGGAGGGGCUCCUGCAUUUUUUUAUUACGUGGAAGGCCGGCAGGGUACCCGGGUACCUACGAAAUUGAAAUGAUCAUAUCUCCGUCAAUUUUUCAUAGAUUUUGGAAAUUUUUAGCUCAUUCAACUCAGAAACUCAUCAUCUAUCGGGAAAAUAUUUGGUUAGACCGAUCUAAUCACCGUGGUUUUCGGAAAAUCCAUAUUUUUGGGAGCAUGUCCCAGUGUUUAUGGUCAACCAUGGCCCCACGAGAAGCGUGUUCCGAAAUCACAGUUUCAAAGUCAACACGUUUUAUGAUUCCAGGCCAGUCAGAUACGAUAUGCCAAAGCAAUUUUACGAUGCUUGGUACCGAAAUUGCUACUAACCUACCGAAAAUCCCGUAUAUUGUAUUGUAUAAAAACAUGGAUCCGUAAAUCCGGAUUUUCCGGUACCCAUGGUGAUCGGACCGGUCCAACCAAAUACGAUCUCGAUAGAUAAUGAGUUUCUGAGUUGAAUGAGGCAAAACUUUUAAAAUCGGUGGAAAAAUCGCUGAGAUAUGAUCAUUUCCAUUUCGUGGGUACCCGGGUACCCUGCCGACCUUCUACGGGUGUUUUUUUUGCUGGCCACACUACGGUUAAUCGAAAUUAAAUUUGACGGGUUCUAUUCUCAGGUCCGGUCCCGGAGCUCAUUUUUUUGUGAGCACGAAACGCUCAAACGUUGAAAUUUCGUACAUCUGUCCAUUAGCUUAUGCACCCUUGAAUUCAAUGUCUUGAACUCUGCCACAAGAAAUUUGACCUGCAUUUGGUAGGUGAUCUUCCGGAUUUUUGUAAGCUAUCCAAUCCGAUGUAUGUAUGUCAGCGUGCACAUUAAGAAAGAUGAUAUUAAAAGUCAUUGUCAAAGGAAAAUAGCAACCAUCAGGGCAAAAUAUAAAUUAAUUUUGAGGGUGAAAAUUUUAAAUUUCGAAGUGAAACGAUUUCGGUGAUGUUACAACGAGGGAGCAUUCAAUUUUUUCUACAGAUGUAUUUUAGUUCACCACAAAACCGUAAAUUACAGUGCGCAUUUGCAACAAAUCAACUCGGUGUGUUCAAAGCACUUAUUAAGCAUAAACCAAAGGAAUAGUGCGCUGGAUUUGAUGCAAUCGCGCACUUUUAUUAACGUUUUUGCACUUAUAAAGAUCGAGUGCGCAGUCCAGUGGUGAACUCAAUGCGCAAUAUUAUUUUGUUUGUGUAUAUUGUAAAUCGAUUAUUUAUUAAUCGAUUACAGUCAGGUCUUUUUUUACGCGGUUUUGAUUUACGCGGCCGCGUAAAUGAAAACUCCAUACAAAAAAAAAUUUCAUCGUCUUAUUUUUGCAUGAUUCGUCGAGAAAUGGUGAGACUUUUUUUACGCGGUUUUUCGAAUUUUGAACUGAGUUUUUUUUUUACGCGGUACGUAUCCCCCGCGUAAAAAAAACCUGACUGUAUUUAUUAAUCGAUUAUUUUGGAACAAAAAACUUUGACACCCCUAACAUCUUUUUUUCUGAAAUGUCACCUUGCACGGUAAACAAAAAUUGAUCAAAAUACAAUUAUUGACUUUUUCUGACAACAGGUGGUGCUGUAAUCAUUCGUAAGCGGCGUCUCCAUGUCGUUGUAUGUGAGAACACGAAGUGACCUAUAUUGUUAAUAUAGUAUAUUUGCCCGAACUCCUCCCAACAUUACUCAAAAAAACUUAUCACCAGAUGUUAGCUACCCGUGCUGUAACGAAGAUGAUCAGUACGAUGCAAUGGUGCAGUGCGGUCGGUGUAAAAGGUGGCACCACUUUUCAUGUGUCGGAGUGGACCAAAGUAUAGCGGAGCUUGUUUGGUACUGUCGUACGUGCCUCGGAGAGGACGUAUCCGCUCGUGAAUCGCUAGGCCAGCCUGGAGUCAGCCGUGUGCAGCCACCAGGGGCAGCCAGCGCUUGAAAAUUGAAGCGUUUUACCUCAGACGAAUUAAAAUUUGCUCUUCUUUGACCGGCGCUCUUCAACCCAAAGCGGUAGCAAUACGCCUUCAUUGGCUAACAUGCUUCAGAAGCAAGUGGGAGCGGGAGCAAUAAAAAAUAUGAGUGAGAGUGAGGAACGACGAUUCAGCGCCGUGCGGCUCUCUGAAUCUCUCUCUUCGCCGGUGUAUACGGCAAUGAAUAUACUUGAUUUUUAUCUCGUUAUUACAGUGCAAAAGACAUAAACUGGAAUUAAAUCGAUUAUAACAGUCACAUCCAUCAUUCUCUUAUGCAUAAAUUGAUUAUUUUUACAAGUUUUGAGCAAAAAAUAAAUCCACUGAAUCAUUUACGCAUCUUCAGCCUCACCGCAGCAAGCGAGAAAUAAUGGUUUCCAGUCAGUAUGAUUCACUAGCCAACCGACCGAUGAGGAAUAGUGGUCGCAGUUGGUUCGGUUUCUCUUUGCUCCCUGUGCGUGUUCGUUCGUAGUGAUGGUUGGCGCUGAUGACUGAUCGUACCAUUCAUAUUCACUGAAUUUCAAGCACUGGGGGCAGCUAAAAAGGGUAGUAUUAAGGGCUAUUCACACCAACGGGCCGGGACCGGGGCCAGGCCGCCGCCGGGGCCGGGGCUCGACGGGACUGUUUUCGCUUCGUUCUCACUGCAGACCGUGCUCACCGGGCUAGCGCAUGCGCACCAACAAUUUAUGUUGCGCGAACUCACGCACACUAUGAAGCGGUUGUCAUUUUUUUUUGUUUUUGCUUCUGCGCAGUGUCUCCCGAUGUGUUUUGAUGUGCAGUAACAAUGAUGCAGAAAGGGAAAUCAAGUGAAUACUGGCAGAACGUUUGUGCGAUUUCAGGCAAAUUCAUGUUUGGAUUCUACUGGAAGUUUUUUUGCAAUUCCUCCAGCGUUUGCUUGUGGGUUUCAUCCAGGACUUUCUUUUGUUAUUCCUACAGGAGUCUGGCAUUCCUCCAGCUCAUUUCGUGAUUUCUCUGAAAUUUCCCUGGGAUUUUUUCAGGUUUUUCCGGAAAUUACUGAAGGACUCAAGGGAAUUUCUCCAAAAAUACCUCCAUUUACACCUUCCAGGAAUACCUGCAGGGAUUCAUUUUGAAAAAAAAAAUCUCCACGGUGUCCACUCCAAAUUCUUCCAGGAAUUCCUCCAGAAAUUCAUCCCCGAAUUUAUACAGGAAUUGUCCAAGACAUUACAUCAGGAAUUCUUCCAGGGAUUUCUCCAGUUAAUAUUUGAAGAAAUUGUUCCAGGACUUUCUCCAGGAACUCAUACAAGGAUUUGCCUAGGAAUUCCUCUAAGGAUUCCUCCAGAAAUUUAUCCACGGUGUCCCACAGAAAUUCUUCCGGUUAUUUCUCCAUGAAUUCCUGCAGGUAUUAAUCCAGGAAUUCCUACAGCAAUUCCUCAUGGGAUUUCUCCAGAAACUCCUCCAGGGAUUUCUCUACGGAUUCCCCCAGGAAUUUCUAAAGAGGAUUCCUCCAGUGAUUCUUCCAUAAAUACAGCAACUACUCCAGGAAAUUCUCUAGAAUUCCUUCCAGAAUUUCCGCCAGAAUAUCAAAAAGAAAUUCUUCCAGGAAUUUCCCCAGUUCACAGAAUUCCUCUAGAGUUUUCUCCAGGGAUUCCUUCGAAAAUUCCUCCAGAAAAUACUUCAGGCACUCCUCCAAGAAUUACUUCAGGAUUUGCUCCAGAAAUUACUCCAGAUAUUCUAUCAGAAAUUACUUCAGAAAUUCUUCGAGCAGUUCUUUCAAUAAUUUCUCCGGGAAUUCCUCCAAGAAUACAUUCAGAAAUUUCAACAGGAAUUCUUACAGGAAGUCUUCCAAGAAAUACUUCAGAAAUUUCUUCAGGAAUUCUUCCAGGAAUUACUCCAGGAUGUCCUACAUAAAUUUCUCGAGGAAUUCCUCCAGAAAUUCUUCCAGGAAUAACUUCAGGAAUUCCUAUAGUAAUAAUCUCAGGAAUUUCUCCAGGAAUUCUUCCAAGAAUUACUCCAGAAAUUGCUCCAAGAAAUUCUUUAGAAAUUCCUCAAAAAAUCCUUCUUAAAAUUCCCCCAGGAAAUCAUCAAGAAAUUCCUCCAGGAAUUUCUCACAGAACUCCUCUGGAAAUUUCUCCAAAGAUUCCUUCAAAAAUUCAUCUAGGGAUUUCUCCAGUGAUUCCUCUAUAAACUCUUACAGCAAUUGCUCCAGGAAAUACUCCAGGAAUUCCUCCAGGGAUUUCUCCAGGAAUUCUUCCAGAAAUUCCGUCAGGAAUUCCUCCAAUUCCUUCCAAUCCUCCUUCCAUUCCUCCAAUCCUUCAGAAAUUCUUCCAGGAAGUCUUCCAGGGAAUACUCGAUGAAUUCCUUUAUAAAUUUCACUAAGAAUUCUUUUAGGAAAUUCUCCACAAAUCAAGGAAUUUCCCCGGAAUUACUCCAGGAAUUUCUCCAAUAAUUUUUUUUUGGGAUUGCUCCAAGAGCUCCUCCAGAGGUUUCUUCAGAAUUUUCUCAAGAAAUUUCUCCAGAUAACCUUCCAGAAAUUCCUACAGAAAUCCAUCCUGAAAUUCAUCCUGGAAUCUCUCCAGGAGUACCUCCAAGAAUUCCUCCAGGAUUUGCUCUAAGACUUACAUCAAGAAUUGCUAAAAGAAUCCCUCUAGAAAUCUUUCCAAAAAAUUGUGCAGAAAUUCCUCCAAGACUUCUGCCAAGAAUUCUUUCAGAAAUUUCUCCAAGGAUACUGUAAAGAACUUCUCUAGGAUUUUUUCCACGAAUUACUCCAGCAACAUCUAAAGACUUUUACCUAGAGUUCUUUAAAAAAAUUGCUCCAGGAAUUUCUUCAGGAAUUCCUCCAACAAAUCCUACAAGAAUUUUCCCAAGAAUUUCUGCAAGAAUCUCUCCAGGAAUUUCGCCAUAAAUUCUCCAAAGAAAUCUUAGAGGUAUUUCUCCGAAAUUUCUCAAAAUUUUCUCCAAGAAUUUAAAUUUAAAAAAGUUUCUCCAAGAAUUCCUACAUGAAUUCCUCUAAGCCCUUCGCCAAUAUGUCCUCCAACAAUCCCUUUAGGAAUUCUUCCAGGGAAUCUUUAAGAGAUUUUGCAAGAGAUUCCUUCAGGAAUAUCUCGAAAAAUUCCCCCAAAAACCUGCAGGAUAUCUUUCAGAGGCUCCUCCAAAAACUACUCCUGGCGUUAUUCCAAGGAUUCCUCCAGGCAUUUCUCCAAGAGCUCCUCCAGGAAAUCUUCCGGAAAUUUUCCAAGGAAUUCCAACAAAAAUUGCUACUCCAGCAAUUCCUUAAAAAUUUCUUCUAGGAAUUGCUGUAGGGAUUUUUCAAGAUUUUUUUUAAGAAUUCCUUAAUAAAUUCUUUCAUAAAUACCUACCCUUCAGGAAACCUCCAGAAAUUCUUAAAAAAAAACUAAUGGAAUAACCCCAAGUAAUCCUCCGAGAAUUGCUUCAGGAAUUUUCCAGGAAUUUGAUAUUCCUCGCCAAAAAAUCCUCCAGAAAUGAAUCCAGUAAUUCCUUUAUAAAUUCUUUAAGAAAUUACUUUAGAAAAUACUCAAGAAAUUCCAACAGGUGGCCCUCCAGUUAUUCCUUUAAUAAUAUCUUCAUUCCACCAAAUAUUCCACCAGGAUUUUUUUUAAUUUCCUUCAAGAACUCCUACAAGUAUAUUUUCAGAAACCUUUCCGAGACUUCUGUCAAGAAUUCAUCCAGGAAUUCUUCAAGGAAUUUCAUCAGAAAUUCAUCGUAGAAUGCUUACACCAUUUCUCCGAAAGUUCUUUCAAGAAUUCCUGCAGGAAAUCCUCCAAGACUUCAUCCAAGAAUUUUUUCACAAAUUUCUCCAGUUACCCAUAGAAAAAUUCUUUCGGAAAAUUCUACAGAGAAGACAGUUUUCUACAUGAAUUCUUCAAAUAAUUCCCACAGUAAUUCAUCCAGAAAGUCCUUCAGGAAUUAUUCCAGCAAUUCUUGCAAGAAUUCCUAAAUAAACUCUUCUAAGAAUUCCCCCAGGAAGUCCUCCAGAAAUUUCUGCAAGAAGCACUUCAGGAAUUGCUCUAGGAAUUACUCUAAAACUCCCCCAAGAAUUGCUCCUGGAUUUCCAUCAAGAUUUUCUCCAAAAACUCCUACACGAAUUCCCCGUUGCAUUACUCCAGGCACUGUUACACGACAUGUUCAAAAAAUUCUUCAUGGAAUCCCUUCAGGAAUUCUUCGAGGAAUUCUUCCAGAAAUUCCUCCAGGAAUUUUUCAAUAAUUUAUUUCGGGAAAUCUUCUAAGAAUCCUCCAAAAAUGCCUACAGAAAUUCCUCCAGGAAUUCCCCCAAGAAUUUCUUCGUGAAAUCCUCCAAGAAUUUCCAAUUCCUUCAAGACUUACACCAAGAAUUCCUCCACAAGUUCCUCCAAUCAUUCCUUCAAGAAUUCUUCCAAAACCUUCUCUAAUAAUGCCUCUAGGAAUUCUUUCGAGACUUCCGCCAAGAAUUCCUCCAAGAAUAUCUCUAGAAAUUUCUCCAAAAAUCCCCCAAAUUUUUUUUUCCAGGGGUCUUUGAAGAUUUUUUUUUCAGGAAUUCCUUCACGAAUUCCUCAGGAAAUUCUUCAUGAAUUCUACCAGAAACCUCCAGGAAAUCCUCCAAAAAUAACUGAUGCGAUUAUUCCAGUGAUUCCAGUGAUGCUCUAGGAAUUCCUCCAGGGAUUCUUCCAGAACUUCCUUCGGAGAUUCCUCCUGGAAUUUCUCGAAGAAUUCCUCUUGGGAUUUCUCCAGGAAUUUUUCCAGAAUUCUUGAAGGAAUUUUUAAUGAAGAUUCUUUAUGAAAUCCUGGAGUUAUUUCUAGAGUAGCUCCUGGAGUAAUUCCUGAAGUAAUUUCUGAAGAAAUUGCUGAAGUGUUUCCGAGAAGAAUUCUUGAAAGCUUUCCUAAAGGAAUCCUUUGGGGACAUUUCUAAAAUAAAUACGUGAGAAAUUCCUGGAAUUUCAGGAAAAAAUCCUGAGGGAAUUUCGGGGGAAUUUCUAGAGAUAUUCCUGAAGUAAUUCUUGGUGGAAUUCCAGAAGUAAUUCGUGAAAGAAUUCCGAAAUGAUUUAAAGAAUUGGAAAUAUCGUGGGAAUUCCUGCAGGAAUUCCUGGAUAGUUUCCGGGAGGAAUUCUUGAAGGCUUUCCUGGAGGAAUUCCUGGAUAAUUAUCGGGAGGAUUUCCUGGAGUAUUUCAUGGAGAAAUAUCUGCCGGAAUCGCUGGGGUAGAUCCUGGAGGAAUACCUGGAGAAAUCCCUAGAGUAUUUCCUGGAGGAAUUUCUAGAGUAUUUCCUGGAAAACUUCUGGGAGAAUUUCUGAAGGAAUUACUCACGGAAUUCCUCCAGAUAAUUACCCAGGAAUUUCUCCAGAAAUUUCUACAAUAUUUCUUCCUGGAAUUACUCCAGGAAUUCUUUAAAAAAAAUCCUCCUGGAAUUCUGUAUCCUUUAGAAAUACCCCAAGGAAGUCUAAUAAUGCCUCUAAAAAUUCUUCAAAUCAUUUAGGAAUUCCUUCACGAAGUACUUCAAGAACUCCACCAGGAAUUACUUCAGGAAUAUCUUCAGGAAUUCCCCCUGAAAUUUCUCCAGGUCUGCUUCCUGAAAUUCCCCCAAGAAUUUCUAAAGGAUUUCUUUUAGAAAUUUCUCCAAAGAAUUCCUCCAGGAAAGCCUUUUGGAAUUCUUCUCGGAAACACUCCAGCAAAUUACUACAAGAAUUAUCCAGAAGCUACUCUAGAAAUAACUCUUCCUCAAGAAAUUCUAUCAAGCAUUCCUUCAGAUAGUACUCCAGCAAUUCCUUUAGAAAUAACUUGAGAAAUUUCUACCGGAAUUAUCUCAGGUACAGGAAUUUCUUAAAGAAUUAGUUCAUGGAUUCCUCUAAGAAGCACUUCAGAAACUUUUCAAGGAAUAACUCCAGGAAUUCCGUUAGAAUUCACUCCAUGAAUUUCUCUAAGAAUUCCUCCAGGGAUUCCUCCAGAGAUUCCUUCGGGGAUUACGCACUGGAAGAAUCCCUGCAGGGUUUCUUUAAGGAAUCCUUGGAGGAUGUACUUCUGUAUUUCUGAAGAAAUAGCUAGAAGAAGUCCUGUAAGAAUCUCAGGAUGAAUCCCUGGAAAAAUUCCUGGAGAAAUCCUAAGAAGCAACGAAAACACCCAGAAAAUGCAACUGAAGUGGAUCCUGGGCGGCUCCUCUAUUUGUCAUUGACGAGUUAGAUUAACCACUAUGGUGGCACCGGUCAAACCGGGCUCAGCUUUCUUAUGUUCAUAUUUUCAGCUGCUUGGAGAUAUACACAAUCGUUACCCAUUUUCCUCUCGAGACAAAACAGGAGCGGUGAAAAUAAUCUGAUAAGUUCACAUGUUUGGGCGUUUAAAUAAAAGAAAAGUUUGAAGUGUCACCAAUCUCACAACACAACACCGUGAAUACUGACGGACUAGCAAAACAAUCAACAUGCAUGCCUUAUGAUUAAACGUUGCGGUUACAAUUAUUCAAACAUUGCAUUGAUCAGCUUCAAUGUUUAUGAAGCCAAUUUGUUGAAUAACAUAUUUAAGCAAUGCUUAAGCAGCAUAUGUACGGUAAUGUAUUCGACUCAGGGAUUGAAUAUUUAUAUACUACUUUAAAUAUGCCGAUUCAUGUAAUUCGGAUUCAAGCAGAGCAGAUGCAGACGAGUGUGAAUCCAAAGGUCCAGAGUUCGAGUCUUUCAAUUGAUGGGAUUUGUUUCAUAAAAAUGUAAUAAAAUGGAGAGGUUGUGGCUAUAUGAUCAGAAAAGAGAGAUAUUCCAGAUUAAAUACAAAUGCAGAAAUGUAGAAAGUUAAACCAUUUUUGCAAUUUUAUUGUUACAAUUUUAAGAAACAUUUAAGAAACGUUUUCGUAGCAAUUGUAAAACCAUAUCUAUUAAUAGAAAUAAAUUUCGUGAGGUGUACCACGGCCCCACUAUGUUUUGAUUAUAUUAUGGUGGAAUGAAUGUCGAAAAAAGCUUGUUAUUACGCAAUAUGCUGCUAAUGCAGAAUAAUGGUUUCUAAAACCAUUCUCAAACGAUUAAACAAAUAGCGUCAUAUAACAUUGUUUAUUAAACGUUGAAGAAAAAUUUAUGAUGGUUGUGUAAAUAGCUGAUGGUUCUAACGUUGAACAAGUGUUUUACAACCGAUGUACGGUCAUUGGAUAAACAUUCUUUUCAUCGUGCUUAUAGAACGGUUGAUGUUGAAUAGAUUCUUGAAAAAUUUCUGUAGGAAUUUGUGAAGCAAUUUCAAGAGAAUUUCUUACAGGAAUUUCAGGAGAAAUUAUUAGAGACAUUCCUUUGGAAAUGGUUAUAGAAAUUGUGGGAGAACUUCUUGAAAAAAAAGCUGUAGAAAUUCUUGGAAAAAUUCUUGGGGAAAUUCUUGGAGAAAUACAUGGAGAACUUUUAGGAAAAAUUCUGAAAGAAUUCUCGGAGCAAUUUCAGGAAGAAAUCUUGGAGGGAUUCUUGAAGGAAUGCCUGGUUAAAUUUCUGAAGUAAACUUUAGAGAAAUUCAUGUAGGAAUCUCUGAAGCAAUUUCUAGAGGAAUAUCGGGGGGAAUUCAUGGAAGAAUUCCUGAAGGAAUUCUUGGAAGAGUUUCAGCAAGAAUACCAGACGGAAAGAGUUCCAGGAGGAAUUUCCGAAAAAAAAUCCUGGUGAAAUUGCUGGAGGAAUUCCGGGAGAAAUUCUUGGAGAAACUCCAGGAGGAAAACCUUGAGGAAUUCUUGGAGAAAUUCCUGGGAUUUUUUUUAGAGGUUUUCUUAGGGAAAUUAUUUGAUUUUAAAGAAAUUCUUUGAAGAACUCCUAAAAGAAUUCCUGAAAGAGUUUCUUGAGUUAUUUUAGACGGAAAUUCUGGAAAACUUCUUUAUUCUCCUAGAAAUUCUUGGUGGAAUUCUUGCAGGAAUUUCUAUUAGAUUUUUUUGCAGGAAUUCCUGGAGAAAUUACUGAAUUCCAUAGAGAAAUUGCUGAAGAAAUUCUUUGAAAAAUUCCUGCGGAAAUUCUUCGAGAACAUCAUGGAGAAAUUCAUCGAAAAAUUCUGGAGGAAUUCUUGGAGAAAAUCCCAGAAUCAAUUGUUGGAAAAAUCUUUGAAGGAAUUCUUUGAGGAAUUCCUGGAGGAAUCCCUCGUGGAAUUUCUGGAUGAAUUCCUGGAGGAAUCCUUAGAGGACGUUUUGGAAGAAUCCCUGGAGAAAUUUUUGGAGGAAUCUUUGGAGAAAUUUCGUGGUGAAUCUUUGGUGGAACCCUUGAAGAAUUCCUUGGAGAAUCUCUGGAGGAGCCCUAGAGGAAUUACUGGUGGGCCUGGAGAAAUCAUUGGGUACAACCUCUGAAAGAAUUCCUGGAUGAAUUUCUACCAAAACACCUCGAGAAAUAAAUGAAGGAAUUUUUGAAGGUAUUUCUGGAGGAAAACUUUGAGGAAUACUGUAACAUUUUCUGGUAGAAUUUCUGGAGGAUUUUCUUGGAGAAAUUCCUGGGAAAAUAUUGGAAAAUUUUUAGGAGAAAAUCCUCGAGGAGCUCUUGGUGGAAAUUCUCAAUAAAUUCUUCAAAGAAUUACUGGUGCAAUUCUUGGAGAAAUCUCUUUGAGGAAUUUCUUGAAGAAAUCCUGAAAGAACUCUAGGAGGAAAUCCUGGAAGAGUUUUUGGAUUAUUUUUUACAGGAAUUACUGAAAGAUUUCUUGGUAUAAAGGCUAAAGAAAUUUUCGAGGAUUUAUUGGGAUAUUUUUGGAGAAAUUUAGGAAAAAAAUUCUGGAGAUGUCCCUGAAAUGAUUUCUGGGGGAAUUUCUAGAAGAAUCUUUGAAGAAAUCUCUCGAGUAAAUUUUUAAGAAAUUUCUGAAGCAUGUACAAAUUUCUGGAGGUGUUCGUGGAGAAAUUCCAAGAGAAAUUUUAGGAGGUACAGUUAGAGAAAUUAUAGGAGGAAUACUUGCAGUAAUUUCUGAAAGAGUUUUUGGAGUAACUUCUUUAACCGUAGUGUGGCCAGCAAAAAAAAACACCCGUAGAAGGCCGGCAGGGUACCCGGGUACCCACGCAAUGGAAAUGAUCAUAUCUCAGCGAUUUUUACACCGAUUUUAAAAGUUUUUGUCUCAUUCAACUCAGAAACUCAUUAUCUAUCGAGAUCGUAUUUGGUUAGACCGGUCCGAUCACCAUAGGUACCGGAAAAUCCGGAUUUCCGGAUCCGUGUUUUUAUACAAUAGAAUAUACGGGAUUUUCGGUAGGUUAGUAGCAAUUUCGGUACCAAGCAUCGUAAAAUUGCUUUGGCAUAUUGUAUCUGACCGGCGGGGAAUCAUAAAACGUGUUGACUUUGAAACUGUGAUUUCGGAACACGCUUCCCGUGAGGCCAUGGUUGACCAUAAACACUUUAAGGUAUCCUAGCCUUAACAAUGUGGGUUUCAAUAUGGUAUAAGGACAUGCUCCCAAAAAUAUGGAUUUUCCGAAAACCACGGUGAUUAGAUCGGUCUAACCAAAUAUUUUCCCGAUAGAUGAUGAGUUUCUGAAUUGAAUGAGCUAAAAAUUUCCAAAAUCGAUGAAAAAUUGACGGAGAUAUGAUCAUUUCAAUUUCGUGGGUACCCGGGUACCCUGCCGGCCUUCCACGUAAUAAAAAAAUGCAGGAGCCCCUCCCCCUGCCCCUCCUCACUUUAAAAUUUGGUCAACCCCAGUAAUAGAUGUAUAUUCACGAGUUAUAAGAUCUAACAGAGUUCCAACAUCCCAGUCUCAAUAACCAUUAAAAUAUCGAGAUUUGAAAUUGAAAAAGGUACCCGGGUACCCUGCCGGCCACAGUGUUAAUAAUUCCUUGAAAAAUGUUGAAUAAAUUCCUGGAGAACGUCACGCAAAGAAUCUAAAGAAAUUCUUGGAAUAGAUCGUGCGAAAAUAUUUCGAUAAAUUCCUGGAGCAAUUCUCGGAAAAAUUCUGAAGAAAUUCAUUAGGAAAUUUUUGGAGGAACUCCUGAAAGAAUUCUUGCAGGAAUUCCUGCAAAAAUCACUGAAAGAUUUAAUAGAAGAAUCCAUGAAUGAAUUGCUGCAGAAAUGCUGGAGGAAUCCUUAAAGGUGAUAUCUCUCAAGGAACCUUCGGAGAAAUUUUUGGGUGAAUCUCUGGGGGAAUUCUUGGAGGAAUUUCUGGUGUUAUAUCUGGAGGAGUUUCUGGAGGAUUUCUCUGAGCAUUCCCUCAAAAUACUUCUGUAGGAAUUAUUGUAGGAAUUUAUGGAGCAAUUCCCGGAUUAAUUUCCUUUUUUUCUGGAAAAUCCCUGAGAGAAUUGCUGGAAUAAUUCUGAACUGCUGAUGAAUUUCUCUAAGGAAUUCUUCAAGAAACUGCAGUAAAAGUUUCGUAAAGAAAUAAUGGAGAACUUCCUAGAGAAAUUACUAUCAGAUUCCCUUAAAUUAACAUUCGGAGGAUUUCAUGAUCAAUUUGUCGGAUUUCUAAAAGUUAUAUAAUAAUUGAAAAAACUGUGGGAGAAUAUCAAGACCAACAAUUGAAAAGGCCACAUCAACAUUGCGUAAACAAACAUGUUUCUGUCGACUUGAGGCCUUCUGAGAUCCACCCACGCAUCUCACCACCACUAUCAGAAAGCUUGUUGUUUGCGCUUUCUGUUGGUGGUGGUGAGGUGUGUGGGUGGAGUUCAAAAGGCCUAAAGUCGAUAGAAACAUGUUUGUUUACAAAAUGUUGUUGUGGCCUUUUCAAUUGUUGGUCUUGAUAAGUGCUUUACUUCCCGAGAAUCCAUGAAUAUUGUAUGUACUGUUUUGAAGAUUUUAACAGUAAUAGGCAAAUAAACAUAAACCUUGACGCUCUUCUAUAAAUGUUAUGUACACAUCCCAAACACAAUUUCAAAUGGCGCAAACGAAAAAAAAAUGCAAUUGUUGCGGAUUCUGGUCAACCCUAAGGUCAACCUGUUUUUUUUUUUAACUAGAAGUUCUUAUCGAACUUCUUCGAAAAAUUGCUUUGAGAAAUUGCUGCAGAAAAAAACAAUCCAAAUCCCGAUCAGGAGAAGCCAGAGGAACCAAAACAUUUUGUUAUUAUUUUCCUCUUGCUUUCUCCAACAGACGACCGACGACAGACGACCAGACGUCCAAAACAGAAACGAAAAACAUUCGUCAUUAUCAGCCACUCUCGUUCGAGCUCACAACUACCAACACGCGACGCAAAAUAUGCUGCCCACCGUGCAGCUACCGGGCGUUCCAAAUAUCGUUGAUAACGAUAUUUGCUGUCCGCCCGGUCGCACCCCGGUUUCACCCCGGGCACUGCCCGGUUGCCGUAGUGUGAACGCUUCCAUACAUUGUGUAUGAAAGAAAUUCGAAACAUAGCCCGGACGGGCCCCGGCGGCGGCCCGGCCCCGGUCCCGGCCCGUUGGUGUGAAUAGCCCUUAAAGGGCAUACCGGUAAGUCGAAUGACAACCAGAAGAAGAUCGUUGAUUUAAAGGAUCCUAGACAAUCUGUAAAAGGGGGAACAGAUCAGGCAGGGCCGUCCAAAACGGGGAACGUGAUGAACACUGACAAGAUGCCGUUUAUAGAUCCCUCGCGCAGUCGCAGUUCCGUUAGUGGUCAAAAUUCAUGUUCCGAUAGUCAUAAAAGUGGUGAAAGUUCAAAGAAAGGUGGUAGUAGUGAGACGAAAGGUUCCAAGCGGGACUUAGCAAUGCAACGAAUUGAAGAAAUGAAAGAGAGAAGUCGUUUGGAGGCGCUAGAAGAAGAAACCCAGCUACAAAUGUUAAAGGUAAAGCAGAAGCAGAUCGAGCGUCAGAGGCGCGAGUUGGUAGAGUUACAAAAACUUUCUAAGUUAGUUGAAGAAGAAUCCGAGUGCGAUGAAGAACUUGAAGAACUAGCCAAGAGUGAUACUAGCUACAUCGAUAAGGUACAAGGAUGGAUGAACUCAUGUAAUGCGGUCCAACCUGGUAGGUCGAGACGGUCGAAUACCGCUUCCGUCAGUCAAUUCUCAUUGUUGUUACCCGAGGCUAACGUGAAUGAAAUAAGGCGAAGGCAUCAAACACAGCAAAGGAAUUCCAGCAUGGUAGUGGGGCCAACGGCGCUUCAGAUUGCUUCUCGACAGGUGUUCCCGAGAAAUCUGCCCGCUUUCGCAGGUCAACCGCAAGACUGGCCGCUGUUCAUAAGCGCCUAUGACCAAGCGAAUGCAUCGUGUGGAUUCACCAAUGCAGAAAACCUCGUCCGUCUUCAACAAUCGUUGCAAGGAAAGGCAAUAGAAAUAGUUCGGAAUUUGUUGCUGUUACCCGAGAACGUGCCAACGAUCAUCGAGAAGCUUCGUCGUCGCUUUGGUAAUCCUGAGAUCUUGUCAACGAUGCUAGCACAACGAAUUCAGAAACUCGAAGGACCAGAUUCAGAUAAUUUGGAGUCUGUGAUCGAAUUUGGGAGUGCAAUCGGUGAAUUCAUCCAACAUCUAGAAGUUUCGAAACUCAGCGACCAUUUGAAGAACCCUAUAUUAAUGCAGAGCCUAAUCCAAAAGCUGCCACCAUGUUAUGCCAUGCAAUGGGUUGAUUUCAAACGAAAUUCCCGAGUGGUUGACCUGAGGACCUUCGGAAAAUUCAUGGAGGAUCUGGUUGAUAAGGCAUUAGAAGUGACAUUUGAAAGGAUUGAGAUAGGCUCAACAAGAAGGCGUGAAAACCGAAGGCCAAGGUUUACACUCAUCUAAUGAAAGACGAUUGUGAGGAAAGCGAUGUCAAAAGUAAUAUGUCCAAAAAAAUACAAUCACCAUCGGUACAGAUUUCUUCAAGAAAGGACUUCAGUUGCUCUAUCUGUGAUGAACCGGGUCAUUUGGGACGGGAUUGCCGAGAGUUCCGGAAUACAAGUGUGGAGCGUAGGUGGAUGAUAGUGAAGCAUAUGGGCCUGUGUACGCUUUGCAUAUUCAACCACGACAAAUGGCCUUGCAGAUCUAAGGUGCGUUGUGAGGUCGACGGAUGCAAUGGUUUACAUCAUUCGCUACUGCACCCCCCGAUGACAGAAGGCGCCAAUAUGGAGGCAUGUUGUAACAGUCACACUCUGCCGAGUAAGACAGCUUUGUUCCGCGUAAUUCCCGUUACGUUGUAUGGAGAAAACAAGAGAUACAACACGCUCGCCCUGGUAGAUGAAGGAUCGUCUACGUCACUGAUCGAUAAUGAUAUAGCUGAAUUCCUGCAGUUAAAUGGGCCUCGAGAACCAUUUGAAAUGCGUUGGACAAAUGGAGUUAGUCGCACAGGAACUCAUUCAAGAAAUGUUGAGAUGAAGAUUACCGGAUUCGACCAAAGAAAGGAUUGUGAACUAUGCGUGGCAAGGACAGUUAGCAAGCUAGAUCUUCCGGCCCAACAGUUGGAUGCAGAUAAGCUGAUCGAAGAAUUCCGACACUUGGAUGGAAUUGAAAUUCCGAGCUACAAGCUAAAUACGCCGAAGUUGUUGAUCGGGAUUGACAAUAUGCACCUCAUCGCACCUGUGGCUUCGCGUAUCGGAGAAAAGGGACAGCCAGUCGCUGUUAAAUGCAAGUUGGGAUGGACAAUUUAUGGACCGAGACCGAAUAUACUGUCAGAUGUCCAUUUCCUUGGCCAUCACCGAUGCGCGUGCGAGGAGUGCAGUAAAGCUGAUCAAGACUUGAAUCAAAUGUUACGUGAAAAUUUCCAGCUUGAAGCCGUAGGUGUUUCGCCCGUGCGAUUGGAAUCAAAAGACGAAUGCAAGGCUCGAGAGAUUCUCGAAAAGACGACAAAACGAAUUAGUGAUCGGUUUGAAACUGGACUUCUUUGGAAAGAUGGUGCACCAAAAUUUCCAAGCAGCUAUGCGAUGGCGUACAAGCGGAUGAAGAACCUAGAAUCUCGAUUGGAUCGGAAUCCGAGAAUCCGAGAAGAACUGCAGAAGCAAAUUGACGAGUAUGUGUCCAAGGGUUACGCGCAUAAGAUCACGGAACGUGAGAUGUCGGAGACACCGCCGGAGCGGUGUUGGUACUUACCCUUGAACUACGUCGUCAAGUCAAAGAAACCUGGAAAAAUAAGAAUGGUGUGGGAUGCAGCAGCAAAGACAAAGGGUGUUUCGUUCAACGAUAGCCUUCUGAAGGGACCGGAUCUGGUUGCAUCAUUGUCUGGAGUAAUCAACGGCUUUCGUGAGCGAAAAGUGGCAUUCGGUGGUGACAUCCGAGAAAUGUUUCACCAGAUUUUGGUGCGACAGGAAGAUAGACAGGCUCAACGUUUCUUGUUUAAGUCAGAUGUCAACUGCGAACCGGACACCUACGUGAUGGACGUGGUUAUUUUUGGUGCAAGCUGUUCUCCAUGCUUGGCGCAGUUUGUCAAGAAUCUCAAUGCCCAAGAACAUCUACAAGAGUAUCCAGCAGCGGCUGACGCUAUUAUUCGUAAACAUUAUGUUGACGACUAUUUCGAUAGCGUAGAUACGGAAGAUGAAGCGAUAGUACGAGCCAAACAAGUUAGGAGGGUGCAUGCAGACGCUGGCUUCGAAAUACGGAACUGGAUGAGCAAUUCACCAAUAGUUUUGGAAGAACUCGGUGAAGUGGAUUCAAAAACAGCAAAGUCUCUUGAUGUAAUCUCCGAUACAGAAAGAGUCCUGGGAGUCAUGUGGCGAACGGACAUUGAUUCAUUUGUAUUCUCCACCGAAUUCAGGGAUGACUUGAGGCCUUACAUUCAAGAAGGAGCCUGGCCCACAAAACGAAUCGCUUUGCGUUGUAUCAUGAGCAUGUUCGAUCCGAAGCAAUUCCUGGCGCCGGUAUUGAUUCACGGUCGAAUCUUGAUGCAGGACUUAUGGCGAAAUGGCAUCGGUUGGGAUGAAAAAAUAGGGCCGACACAUUACGAUCGUUGGCUUCGAUGGACAGAGUUGUUUCCGUUAAUAAAUAAUAUAAGUAUUCCUCGAUGUUAUCUCGGAAGACUGAGUUCAACUGCAUAUGGGGCCAUGCAACUGCAUGUAUUCACGGACGCUGUAGAGGACGCUUAUGGGUGUGUAGCCUACUUCCGAUUUGCAGAAGAAGAAAAUGUGCACUGUGCAUUCGUGGAGGCAAAGGCCAAGGUAGCACCUUUACAAUACCUGAGUAUUCCAAGGAAAGAAUUAGAAGCAGCCGUGCUAGGAGCAAGAUUACUGAAAGCGAUAUGUGAAAAUCACUCAGUAGCAGGCUUCCCAAAAGUACCGCAUCAUGAUAGCAUUUUGAUGACUGUCACACUCUUAUUCCCAUGACAGCCUUGUGAAUGCAUGGUUCAUGACAGCCCACAGAAUAAAACUCAUGCGACCUACAACAUCACUGUCGGGAACUGCUCACAUCGUCUGCUUUCGCUGUACGUUCGUUCGCCGAUGACAACCUCGGCUCUAGCCCAAACCGUCUCUCGUUGGCUGGACACGAAGUGACGAAAAUCGCUGCGCUCGGCCCGAGCAUUUUACUUCUGUUGAACGUGUCGAGUAUCGUGGUAUAUCGCACGCUCAAAAUUAUCGACGCGUUUCAUAUAUUAUGUAUUUUUUCAAAUAGAGAAUAUGUACCUGUAAGUCUUAUUCUAGUAGAGUAUUUUGCAUAGCAUUAUUUUUUAUUGGCAUGGGAAAUGCACUGCCAUGUUUUCAAUAUAAAAGAGAGUUGAAUCUCACAUCAGUGGUAUAUUUUAGCCAGAUUACAAUUUUAACAAACGCUGGCACAAACUUUUUUUCGCCCCUGGGGCAUCUUGUGAAAGGCAAUGAUAAUGUUUGUAAAAAAAUAUUUAUUGAGCACAUAUUUUGUGAAUAACUUUUAGCGUUAAGCCAUGUGCUCCCGUGACAGCCUAUGACACCCUUUACGCGACAGCCGGCUUGGUAAGCCGAAGAUUGUCAUCGCCAUGCGGCCAACAAUACUGACGACGUUUCCCACUCGGCUCGAUACGACUCAAGUAUGCAACUGUCAGGCAAGCAGCCGAAGCAGCGGCUGUUUCAAUACAUCUUUCGCUCAUGCGUGUGCGUGCUGUUGGCGAUACAUUUCUCACUGAUGGUGUUGCACACAGUAAAGAGAGAUGGUCUGCACACAUAAGAGAGUGUCGACUCAGCCUUGCGCGGGCUGUUGCGAGAAGGAAAGCCUGCUCAGUAGAUACGAAGAAACGUUUUCUAUGGACCGAUUCUAACGCAGUUGCAUCGUGGGUGAAAUCGGACGUGAGGUGGUAUAAACCAUUCGUAGCCCACAGAAUUGGUGAAAUAUUGAGUAUAGUGGUAUUCACGUUCAAAUGUGUGCGUGUCUCUUUUGUAGAUGUAGUUGUGAAACUUGGGGGAAAAUAUAUGCACUCUUACCCCGGUUGUUAGUUUUAUCAUUAUUUAGCCGUUUUACCCAAAUCAAUUGGGUAAUAUUUGCAUAUGCAAUCUGAAUAGCCUUUGAAUUAGCGUGCAUUUUUGUGUAUGGAAAAAUUCACGCUAGUGUUCGUGAGUAGAAAUGUCACUUAUCUCUAUUACAAGUCCGAACGACUGGCACUGGGUGCCCACAAAAUUCAAUCCUGCAGAUGACGUUACCAAGUGGGGACAGGCGACACAAAUAAGUUCCGGUAGUCGAUGGUUUUGUGGUUCGGAGUUCCUGAACAAAGCUGAAAGUGACUGGCCUGUGCAAAAAUGGAAGCCGGUUGAAAUAGAAGAAGAACUACGAGCUAGUGUGCUACUUCAUGACAUUGUUUUGCCAGAUGUGAUGUUACCCAGGAUAAAACACAUUUCCAAGUGGAAGGUUCUUGUAAGGAUGGUCGCAUCAAUGUACCGUUUCAUUUCAAAUUGUCGGCGCAGAAUUAACAAACUACCAGUCGAAGCGCUGUCAACAUUGAAUAAAGGACCAACGAAGAUUCCAGGAGAGCAGAUUCCGUUGCGACAGGAGGAGUACCAGUUGGCGGAAAAUUUUAUUUGGCGUGUAGCACAAGCAGAAGAGUUUGCAGAUGAGGUGAAAACAUUGAUCAAAAAUCAAGAUUCAUCCACUACCCAGCGAAGAAUGGUGGGCUUCGUGGCCGAGCGGUUAGCGGCGUCAGUCGUUUAGGUGUCUCGUAAGCCUCGGAGUGUGGGUUCGAUUCCCGCUCCAGUCGGGGAAAACUUUUCGUCAAACGGAAAAUUCUCUACUGGGCCACUGGGUGUUAUAUGUGAUGUCCGUUGUCGAAUGUUUGUACUGUUCAGUCUGUAGAGGCCGCAAGGUCGAAGACGGUGUAAUUGUCGUUUUUUUUUUUUUUUUUUUUUUUUUUUUUUUAAGAAGAGCAGUCCUUUGUAUCGGCUGUCUCCGUUCUUAGAUGAACACGGAGUCAUACGGAUGGAAGGAAGAACUGCAGCGGCCGACUAUGCAGCGUUUGAUGUACGGUUCCCGAUCAUUCUACCGAAGGAGCAUCUAAUUUCCAGAAAACUGGUGGAGCAGUACCAUCAACAAUGUGGUCACGGUAGUCGAGAAAUGGUGGUAAACGAAGUCCUUCAGCGGUUCUACAUUCCAGGCCUGAGAUCUUUGGUUGAAAGAGUAGCACGAGAUUGCGUUUGGUGCAAAGUUCAAAAGGCGAAGCCUGUGGUUCCUAGAAUGGCACCGCUUCCAAUGUCUCGGAUGGCUGUGAGCGAACGUCCAUUCUCAUACGUGGGUUUGGAUUACUUUGGUCCGGUGGAGGUUGUUGUCGGACGAAGACGAGAGAAACGAUGGGUAGCAUUAUUUACGUGCAUGACUGUGCGUGCCGUGCAUCUAGAGCAGGUCUACAGUUUAACAACACAGUCGUGUGAAAUGGCGAUUCGCAGGUUUGUGAAAAGGCGUGGAACCCCAGUGGAGAUUUUUUCCGAUAACGCGACCAAUUUUGUUGGGGCUAGUCGAGAUUUGGCCGAACAAAUACGAUCCAUAAACUCGGAAUGUGCCGAUACGUUCACUGGAGCCAGGACAAAGUGGACGUUUAACCCGCCGUUAGCACCCCACAUGGGAGGCGAUGCAUUCGCUUGUUCAUAGGCGCUUAUGAACAGCGGCCAGUCUUGCGGUUGACCUGCGAAAGCGGGCAGAUUUCUCGGGAACACCUGUCGAGAAGCAAUCUGAAGCGCCGUUGGCCCCACUACCAUGCUGGAAUUCCUUUGUGGAGGUUCUACCGAGAAUGAAUGAAUGGUUCCUUUAGUUUGAGCGUGUACAGUUUUUACUUUCACUAUCUCACGCCCUUUGCAAAACCAGCACGAAUCGUUUCUUUCGCAUGUUUUUGUGCUUCACGUUCACGAAUCUGAAACGUGCGGCACGUCCUUCUUUUUUUUUCUUGGAAAUAAUGGUAGUCUUACAACAAAUUAUUACAUAAUUUGAAAAUUAAUUUAUGAAUUAGAUAAUUGAUAUCACAUUUGCCAUGAAGCAUUAGACAAGGUGUUAUAGAAACUCAACCAUUAUUGAGAGGUGCUUCGUAUGACGGUAUCUAGUCGCACGCUAAUAAAUUCAUCGAUAAAAUUAAAUUUCUGCAGGAUUGCAUUUUGUGGGCACCCAGUGCCAGUCGUUCGGACUUGUAAUACUCAAUAUUUCACCAAUUCUGUGGGAACGUGUGGUUCGAUCUGUUAAGGAAGCAAUGGAAGUAUUCGCGCAUGGAGAAAAAAUGACAGAUGAAAUUCUGCAGACAACUCUGAUAGAAGCAGAAAAUCUGAUUAACUCACGCCCGUUGACGUAUGUUUCUACCAACGUGCAAGAAGACAAGCAGGCGCUUACGCCAAAUCAUUUUUUGAAGAGUUGUUCUUUGGUGGAUUGUAUGCCAUCAAGAAACUCAACAGAGCUGGCUGAUAGACUACGAAGCAGCUAUAACCAAGCACAGUAUUUAGCAGAAGAGCUAUGGAAGCGUUGGCAAAGAGAAUAUCUUCCUAUGAUGAAUCGGAGGACGAAGUGGUUCGACGAAAGGGCACCGGUGGCUAUUGGAGACCUAGUCUAUGUUGCAGAUUCAGAAAAGCGGAAGACGUGGGAGCGUGGAGUAGUUUAAGAAGUGUUUGCAGGAAAUGACGGAAGGAUACGGUCGGCAAUGGUGCGCACUAGCACAGGAAUGAAAAGGCGGACAAUAGCGAAACUAGCAAUAAUGGAGAUCGGAAGAUAGAAGUGGUAAGCGCAGUGAUGAUCAUGAUCAACGACAGGGCUUACGGGCCGGGGAGCUGUUACGCCGGGAUAGAAAGGGUGUGAUAGGUGAACGUGACCUUCAUAAUGUGCGAUGACAAGCAGUCUGUCAAUGACUGCCUAAACCGAGAGCGCAGACAUGUUAGAUGUGUAUAACUAAAAUUAUUGAAGUGAAUUGAAUACGAGAGAAUUUGUUGACUAGAUAUUCUAACUUAUUAGGCUGAAAAUAGAAGGUAGUACGUUAGUUCUUAGUAUAUAUUCACAUUUAAUUAAAUAUUUACUGCAGGCGUAUAAUUGUUGCUGGGAAAGCGACGCUAAAAUCCUCGGUUAACGAUAGCGAACGAGUUGAUAUUUAUCGGUAUAUAUUGUAGGGAGAUUGGAUUGUUCGGAGGCUGGAUUGUGUAAUUGGAAGACUAAGUUUGUAAGUUAUGAAAAUGAAUUAUGUAUUAUGCCGCAAUUUGAAUUCAAUAUAUUUUUAGUUUUGAGUGUGUCGACCAACAAUACUCCAAGAACAGGUUUUCGAUAUGCUGCCCCGAACUCCUCCCAACAUAUGGCAUCCCUGCUCCGGAGAUUCAUCCUGUAAUUGUUUCCGGGAUUCUUCCAAGAAUUCCAUGAGUAAUUUCUUCAGAAAUUUAUCCAGGAAAUUUUCAUGGGCUUCCUCCAAGGAUUUUUUCCAGAGACUCCUACAGAAAUUCAUCCAAAGAUUUCUCCAGGAAUUACUUUAAAAGAUUCCUCCAAAAAUUCCGCCAGGAAUUCUCACAGGCACUCUUCCAGGAAGUUUUCAAUGCAUUCUUUCAGAGAUUGCUCCUUGGGUGCUUGCAGAGAUUUCUGUAGAUUUUUUUUUUCAGCGAUUCCUCCAGGAAUUGCUUCAGGGACCCCUCAAAAAAUUCCUCCAGGAAUUCCCCAGGAGUUCUUCCAGGAAUUUCUCCUGGGAUUGCUUCAGAUAUCCAUGCAGGCAUUUCUCCAGGAUUUCAGCCAGGAAUUUAUCCAGGAUCUCUUCGAGGAAUUACUCCAGAAAUUUCUUCAAUGAAUCCUCCAAGAAUUUCACCAGGAAUUAAUCAAGGAAUUCCAUCAUAAAUUAUGUCAGCAAAUCAUCCAGUUAUUUCUCUAGGAAAUCCUUCAGGGGUUCCUUCAGAAAUUCUUGAAGGAUUUUCUCUAGGAAUACCUUCUAGAUUCUUUUCAGGAAUUCCUCCAGGAAUUCCGCUUAAAAUUCCUGCAGGAACUUCUUCAGGAAUUUUUCCUGGGAUUUCUCCACGAAUAUCUCCAAGGAUUCUCCCAGGGAUUUCUUCAGAAAUUGCUUCGAGGAUUUCUCCAGAUUUUUUUUCUAGAAAUUCCUUCAGCAAUUUCUCAGGAGAUUUUUCAGAAAUUUUGCCCAGAGUUGCUGUAGAGAUUCCCCGAGCAAUUCAUUCAGCAAUUGUUGCAAGAAUUCUAAAGAUUCCUCCAGCAAUUCCCAAAGGAAAACAUCCAAGAAUUUUGCCAGGCAUUCCUUCAGGAUUUUAUCCACGAAUUCCAGGAAUUCUCCAGGAAAUACCUCAACAAUUUCUUCAGGAAUUGAUCCUGGAAUCGCUCCUGGAAAUCCUUCAUAAAUUAUGUCAGCAAUUUCACCAGAUUUUUUUUCCAGAAAAGCUUCUGAGGAUUUUUUUCAGAAAUUAUUCCAGGAAAUUCUCCACGAAUUUCUCCAUGGAUUUUCCCAUGGAGAUCCUUCGAAGAUUCCUUUAGGAAAUCCUCCAAAAGUUCCUCUAAUGAUUCUUCCAGCAAAUCCUCUAGGGAUUUCUUCAAAAACUCUUCCAGGAUAUUCUCCAGGAAUUUUUCAGGGAUUCCUCCAGGAGAUUACUGCAGGGAUUUCUUCACAACUUUUUUCAAGAAUUUCUCCAGGAACGCUUCCAGAAAUUCCACUAGAAAUCCCUCCAGGAUUUUAUCAAAAUAUUUUUUCAGUAAUAGAAAAAUAAAAGAAUUCCUCUGGAGAUUCCUCUAGAAACUUAUCCAGUAAUUCUUACAUAAAUUCGUCUAGAGAUUUCGAAUUUACGGUGUGAGUUAUUUUCAUGAAAAAUCGUGUAAAAUCCGCUGAAAAGUGAACAUAAAGCGUUCAUUCUGUGGAACUGUAUAAGUUUUGAGUGUCAGGCCUGGUGUAUUAGCGUAUUUGGAAGCUGUAGCAGCUGGAAAAAAUGUGUUUUGAUUGGGCUUGUCAUAAGUGAACAAGGAGCUACACGGCGAAGCCAAACGGUGUUUCUCCAGUCGAAAAUUUCCAGUUUGUCGACAAUAACCGUCAACGGAGGUAAAACCUGAAUGAUUUCGAACGCCUUCACCAUCGGGUCUCCCAGCAACUCCGAGAAUAUCAGGAUCUGAUGGACAUCAAGAUCUCACUGAACAAGCUGCAGUCGUCCGAGGAAGUCUGUAUGAACACCACCCCCGGAAGCCAGACCAUCAUUUUUCAGACAUCCUCGAGUAGCAUCUGUGCGGCCUGAACGAGCUCGCUGCAUAAUACACCGCAGCAUACCGCCCCCAAACGCGAGCGUACCAAGCUGGAGGAAUCGUAUGAGUGCAGUGUGUUGCACUUCUCAGUCAAUUCAUCCACCAAGGGAGACAUCAUAUCAAACAAGAAAUUUGGUGAGUUCGUUCUGAUUUGAUGUAUAAAUCAUGAUCAUGGUGAUUUCUUUGGAACCACUAAACCCAAAAAUAAGAGUCGCAUUACUUACGUAAAGUGAAUCCUAGACCAUUCCCUUACCAAAAAUCCAACUCCUUGCUAUUUACGAGGGCGUCGGUGAGUCGCUGGCCUCUCGUUAAAUAGAUGUCCUUCCAUCCUAACUAACCUUUCCCACCGUCAGGUAGCAUCCAUUGUGUUUUUUUUUCGUUUCAGAGAGCGAUCAAUGGCGCUUAAGCCUAGGCUUGUUAGCCAGGAUACAGUGAAAAUGCCUGUGUCCCAUCCCCGGAAGCAAAAAGGCCCAUGGAGUGACAAAAUCUUUUAGCUACGUCACUCCCAACGUUGGUGUUAUACUAAAACACUUACACUCACACUAACACAUCUACAUGAUCUACUCAAAUACACUUAUACAAUCUGAAUAUUGUCGCUUCACUCGCUUAUAGUGAAUCCCAAAUUAACUCAUUCCAAAAAUCCAACUCCUUGACACCUAUGGGGGCGUCGGUGAGUCGCUGACCUCACCUUAAGUAGGUGUCAUAUCAUCACAUCCUUUCCUAUCCUCGUAACGGAGAAGAUGGGCGUGGCCGGCAAUGGAAGUUUUCGUGUAUUUUUUACUUCAAUCUCUGAUUGGAUAACUGUUCCUUCCCAAACAGCAUUCCAUAAGCAAUUAGAAUAGAAGUAUUAAAGUUUUAACAUGACAACUUUCAGUAUGCAAUCUACGAAUUACUCCGUUACCACGCAACGCAACGCAACGCAACGCAUAAAUUCGUCUAGAGAUUUCUCCAGUAAUUUUAUCAUUGAUUCCUCCAACAAUCCCACAGUAAUCCCUCUAGGAAUUUCUCCAGGAUUUUAUCUAGGAACUUCUCCAGGAAAUCUUCCAUGAAUUCCUCCAAGAAUUAUUUCAGGAAUUGCUCUUGGACAUCCUUCAGAAAUUAUUAACCUUCUUCGUGCAUUAGCUUGCGCUUACAUCGCUGACCUAGUGAACGUUUAGGGGUCAUAAUGACCCCAAUGCACGACGAGGGUUAACAAUUCCUCUAGGAAGCCCGCCAGGCCUUUCUCCAUGAAUUUCUCCUGGGAUUCCAUCAGGAGUUGCUUCAGGAAUUUCUCCAGAGAUUUAUCCAUGAAUUUCUCCAGGGAUUAUCCCAUGGAUUCCUACAGGAAAUCCUUCGAAGUUUCCUCCAGGAAAUCCUUCAGAAGUUCCACCAAGGAUACUUCCAGGAAAACCUCAAGGGGUUUCUCAAGAAAUUCUUCAGUAAUUUUUCAAGGAUUCCCCCAGGUAUAUUACUCCAGGAAUUCCUCCAAGGAUUUCUCGACAAAUUUCUUCAAGGAUUCCCCCGGGGUUUUCUUCAGGAAUUCCUUGGAGGAUUUCUCCAGGAAUUCCUCUAGAGACUCUGCAAGAAAUUCCUCCAGGAAUUUCUCAAUGGAUUUACCCAAUGAAUUUCUACAGGACAUCUCUCAUAAAUAACGUAACAAUUCAUCCAGGUAUUUCUCCCAUAAGUUAUGCAGAAAUUUCUCCAUGUAAACUAUCAGAAAUUUUUCCAAUGAUUACUCCGGGAAUUCCUCCAGGGAUUCUACUGGGAUUCUUACAGGCAUUCCUGUAAGAAUUACUCCAUGGAUUCAUCCAGGUGUUUCUUCAGGGAUUUAUCCAGGAAGUCACCCAGAAAUUCCUCAAAUGAUUUCUUCAGCAAUUCCUUUCAGGUUCUGUUCAAAAGUUCAUUCAGGAGUUCCGUCGUAAAUUUCAGAAUCCUUCAAUCAUCUUUUCAGGAAUGUACCCAAGAAUUUCUCCUGGAAUACUUGAUUUUUUUUAAAUUUAUUUCAAGAAUUUCUGGAGAACUUGUUACCAGCACCACGUUAAUUAUUUAGAUCAGGUGAGCUUUUAAAACAUAUUAUAUAUUAUACAAAAUACAACAGCGUGACUGCUGAAGGGUUAAUAAAUGCUUUUAGAUUAAAAUGUUAAAUUUAAUUUCAUCGUAAAGCGUUUAGUCAUAAAAGCUAGUAAGUACAAAUUUGCUAAAGGUGCUUGACACCCCCUCCUCCCUGAUCGAAAAGCUGGCUACGCCCUUGGGAUUGCACUAUAUGUGUGCUUAAGAUUUGUCCAAAUUGAUUGAUUGAUUUAUCUUUAUUUGAGAGACUUUCAGCCCUUGGCUGGUUCGUCUCUUUAGAUUUGUCCAAAAAGCUACUUAAAAAAAUAUUUCCCUGAAUAUUUUUUGCAACUGUUUUCCUAUUGUUGCUGUAGUGUUCCUAUCCUCCAACAUCCCAUAUGAAUUCAAUGGGAUACCGCAAUAAUAGGAACAAAUACCGCAACAUUAGGUACGAACACAAUGUUUUUUCAGAUAAAAACGAAUAAAAUGCUCAUAACAACCUCAAAGUGGCAAUAUUUCGUUAUUUUCCCUUAGAUAAAUGAUAGAUUUUAUUAUUUUCAAUUCAAUCCAUGUAAAAAGUUCGCUUUGGGCGAUACAUUUGUGGUUUAAACAUGAACCCAGUGCUUAAUUCCUCCAUGAUCUGAUCAAUUACCCCUAUUACAGGUCAGACUCUAUCCGGAGUCAGGUUCUGCAGCUCCACAAAAAUAUAUCUGAGUAACAGAACGCUCUACAAAACUGAUUUUUUGUCUGAUUACUAAUCAAGGUUCAGCUUUACACAGCAUUCCGUUUCCCAGAUAAAUGUUUGGGAAGCUUCGGAACCCGACUCCGGAUAAUCGUGUACGACCUGUAUAAAUACGCCGGGAAAGUAAUUCGUAAGUUAUUUGUGAAUUGUUUCUAAAACGGUAGGCUGCUAGUUAUUAAAACUUUUGCUCAGGUCAAGGAAAGUUUGAAAAUCCUCAGAUCAUUUUCAGAAUAUUGGCAGAAGUGAAACAAUUCCUGCAAGGAUUCAAAUGUAUGGCUAGCUUUAUCUUGCAAAUGCAGCAGGUGCGUCAAAAUGACCCUAGAAUUUCCUAAUACAUAGUGUAAUUGUAAUUGUUUUAUUUAUUCAUAACGAUAACCUAUUGGAUGUAUAUAAGGUCAAGGAAAUUAACGAAAAUAUAUAAGGGCAAGGAAUGUAACGAAAAAUAAAUGAUCCAACUAUUG